CUCUUUUUACGCUGGUCAAGGGCAGGGUUUAAGCAGCAGCAGGGCAGGGGUUUUAACCAAGUCCACUAAAAAAAAAACUAGUCAUACAAAACUGCUUUCUUUUUCUGCAAGUUCAUCCAUGGCGUUUUACACAUUUUUUUAAUCUUUUUUUGCUAAAUUAAAUCGUCCAACAUAAAAUCCCUAAUUUCUUUCUCCAAAAGUUUCAAUUUUUCUCCAACCCAUGUUGAAAACUUUGAAAUCUACUUGUGUGCAAGCUCGAUUGCAUGGCUUUACGACGCCGUUUCAGUCUCAUUUGAGAUAUGGGUCGUCUCAGAUCACCUCUCCAUUGCUGAGAAUGGUGAAUUCUGUUAGGAAUUUGAACCCUAGUUUGAAUAAAAGGGUUUAUUUCUGUACGGAUUCAAGUGAUGGGUCGAGUGUAGUGAUGGAGAGUAAAGGGGUUGAAGAGGGUGCUGCAGAAGCUGAUUCAAAGUCUUCUUCUGCCAUGGUGCCCACUGUUUUUAGGCCAGAAGAUUAUCUCACUGUUAUUGCGCUUCCAUUGCCGCAUAGACCACUAUUCCCAGGCUUUUAUAUGCCUAUAUACGUAAAGGAUCCUAAAUUACUAGCUGCUUUAGUCGAAAGUAGGAAACGACAUGCCCCAUACGCUGGUGCUUUCCUCAUUAAAGAUGAACCAGGAACUGACUCCAGUGUGACAUCUGGGUCGGAUACUGAGAAGAGCAUAUAUGAGCUUAAAGGAAAGGAAUUGCUUGAUCGUCUUCAUGAAGUUGGAACAUUGGCUCAGAUAACAAGCAUCCAGGGAGACCAGGUGGUUCUUAUUGGCCAUCGGCGUCUUCGAAUUACAGAGAUGGUCAGUGAAGAUCCUCUUACAGUCAAAAUUGAUCAUCUCAAGGAUAAGCCAUAUAACAAGGAUGAUGAUGUUAUAAAAGCUACAUCAUUUGAGGUUAUAUCAACUCUGAGAGAUGUUCUGAAGACGAGUUCUCUUUGGAGAGAUCAUGUUCAAACUUAUACUCAGCAUAUCGGUGAUUUCAAUUAUCCACGAUUAGCAGAUUUUGGAGCUGCAAUAUCUGGUGCAAACAAAUCACAAUGCCAGGAAGUGCUUGAAGAGUUAGAUGUUUACAAAAGAUUGAAGCUUACUUUGGAAUUGGUGAAGAAAGAGAUGGAGAUUAGUAAGAUUCAGGAAUCAAUAGCGAAAGCAAUUGAAGAAAAAAUUAGUGGCGAGCAGCGGCGUUACUUGUUGAACGAACAACUUAAGGCCAUUAAGAAGGAAUUGGGUCUAGAGGCUGAUGACAAAACAGCACUCUCUGCAAAGUUUAAAGAAAGACUCGAGCCAAAUAAGGAGAAAUGUCCACCCCAUGUUCUUCAAGUUAUUGAAGAAGAACUGACUAAACUACAGUUGUUAGAAGCUAGUUCAAGCGAAUUUAAUGUAACACGUAAUUAUCUUGAUUGGUUGACUGCUCUGCCUUGGGGUAAUUACAGUGAUGAAAAUUUUGACGUAAUACAUGCACAAAAGAUUCUUGAUGAGGACCAUUAUGGACUAGGUGAUGUCAAGGAAAGAAUACUGGAAUUUAUAGCUGUGGGAAAACUAAGAGGAAUUUCUCAAGGGAAAAUCAUUUGUCUCUCUGGCCCUCCUGGAGUGGGUAAGACAAGCAUUGGUCGUUCAAUUGCGCGUGCUUUGAAUCGUAAGUUCUACCGAUUUUCUGUUGGAGGGCUGUCUGAUGUGGCUGAAAUCAAGGGACAUCGUAGAACCUAUAUUGGUGCAAUGCCAGGAAAAAUGGUGCAAUGUCUGAAGAGCGUGGGUACAGCAAACCCUCUUGUAUUGAUCGACGAAAUUGACAAGUUGGGAAGGGGCCAUGCGGGUGAUCCAGCUAGUGCUAUGCUGGAGCUGCUUGAUCCUGAGCAGAAUGCAAAUUUCCUCGAUCACUAUCUUGAUGUUCCAAUUGACUUAUCAAAGGUCUUAUUUGUCUGCACGGCAAAUGUUGUCGAAAUGAUACCCAAUCCUCUCCUGGACAGAAUGGAGAUAAUCUCUAUUGCCGGUUAUAUUACUGAUGAAAAAACACACAUUGCAAGGGACUAUCUAGAGAAAGCCACUCGUGAAGCAUGUGGUAUUAACCCCAAACAAGUUGAAGUGACGGAUGCAGCUCUUCUUGCUCUAAUAGAAAAUUACUGUCGGGAAGCAGGAGUAAGAAAUCUUCAAAAGCAUAUCGAGAAGAUUUACCGCAAGAUUGCUCUUCAACUUGUUCGACAAGGAGCGACAUGUGAUCCAUCAACUGCUGCAAAAUUGGAUUCUAAAACUGAUGGCACCACAGUUGGUGUUGAUGAAAAGGUUCAAGAAGUUGUCUCAGAAACUGCUGAAGAAGCUGAAGUGGUUGAGGUGGUUCAAUCAAAUGAAAAAGAAGAUAUCUCUAUCAAUCAGGUUUCCGACUCCAAGGACCAUGAUGAAACAAAAUUGGAACCAGAAGUCGAAGAAACAAAGCCUGUGGAGAAAGUGCUGGUUGAUGAAUCAAAUUUAUCAGACUUUGUAGGAAAACCUGUUUUCCAUGCAGAGCGCAUAUACGAGAACACGCCAGUUGGAGUUGUGAUGGGUCUUGCUUGGACGUCAAUGGGUGGUUCUACAUUGUAUAUUGAAACCACUCAUGUCGAGGAAGGUGAAGGAAAAGGCGCCCUCCAACUUACAGGACAACUGGGAGAUGUGAUGAAGGAAAGUGCCCAGAUUGCUCACACAGUUGCCAGAGCAAUAUUAGCUGCAAAAGAACCUGGGAAAUCCUUCUUUGCAAAUACCAAGCUUCAUCUCCAUGUUCCUGCAGGUGCAACCCCUAAAGAUGGACCCAGUGCUGGUUGUACCAUGAUCACAUCAUUGCUUUCUCUUGCCAUGAACAAGCCAGUGAAGAAGGAUAUAGCAAUGACUGGUGAAGUGACUCUGACAGGGAGAAUUCUUCCAAUUGGCGGGGUCAAGGAGAAGACUAUAGCAGCGAGGCGAAGUCAAGUAAAGACCCUUAUAUUUCCAGCAGCAAAUAAAAGAGAUUUUGACGAGCUUGCUUCAAAUGUUAAGGAAGGACUGGAGGCGCAUUUUGUAGACAAUUACAACCAAAUAUUUGAAUUAGCUUUUGAAGAGAAGCAGAAAGAACAGUGAGCUACUUACAAUCAUUAAUGUCUUAACGAUAUUAAUCCUCGAACAUUUUUUUGCAAUACGAAAUCAAAGGACAGAAGAGUCUAGGGUAGACAAAUGCCUUCACGAUAACUAGAAAGCCAUGGUUAAUUAUUCUCAGUAAUUUGAUCUGUGUAAGAUCAUCAAUUUUUAUAAUGUAUGAUGUUAUUUAGUGAAUUGCUAGUUUGAAGCUUGUGGCUACUUCAACCAAGUUGGAUAUUAUACAUAUAAUAUUAUUAUUGAUGACUGGCAAAAGAAUAAGAAAAGAAGCAGCUUAUUAAUAUAAAGCCUUCUGCAUUCAUUUGUGAAUUA
Molecule: messenger RNA, 3454 nt
Organism: Daucus carota subsp. sativus
Lineage: Eukaryota; Viridiplantae; Streptophyta; Magnoliopsida; Apiales; Apiaceae
Product: lon protease homolog 1, mitochondrial-like
Exons: 15
Coding region: 221-3127 (968 amino acids)
Biological process (GO): mitochondrion organization; protein catabolic process; chaperone-mediated protein complex assembly
Cellular component (GO): mitochondrial matrix
Molecular function (GO): ATP-dependent peptidase activity; ATP hydrolysis activity; serine-type endopeptidase activity
Source: RefSeq, a predicted model, not a curated record